Molecule: messenger RNA, 756 nt
Organism: Clonostachys rhizophaga
Lineage: Eukaryota; Fungi; Ascomycota; Sordariomycetes; Hypocreales; Bionectriaceae
Source: the annotation of a GenBank genome assembly
AUGGCCAAGUCUCUCAUCGCCAGCCUCCUGCUGGCUUCCCUCGCCCGCGCCUCGGACCCAGCCGCGCUCGAGGAGCUACAAGAGAAGAAAGGCCAAGUUGAGAAGCUACAGCCGUCUCAAUGCCAGAGCGUCCUACCCAUCCUGCCGAAAUUCACCUUUGGGCCUACCAGGACUAUAUUCACGACUACCACUACCCACACGAGCACCGUCGACUGUGGCAUCUGCGAAGACGUCGUCCCGAUGAUCGUGCCCCUCGGUAUCCCCCCGGUUGUGCUCUUCAACGCAACCACGACCGCCAGCACCCCGUUAGUCACAACCGAAUAUGAGUGCGGCUCGGUCCCCGCCCCGUCAACAACGUUCAAAACCGAGAUACACCCUCUCAAGAACCGCCGCGGCCCACCGUCCCCCACCAUCACUUCCAAGGCCUCCCUAGAUGAAAACGUGAAACCCAUCUCAUACUUCGAGCCCGACUAUACAGAGCCCGAGGGCCCUACCACCGUCACCCCGCCCGGCAUCGACAAGCCAGAGUGCACCUCCGCGACGGCGCUCGACGCCGUGGUUGCCAACUCAACCUGGACCUUCUACCCUUCCACCGUGACGUCCACGAGCACGGUGGACUACGGCGAGUGCGCGCUCGAGUGGUCCACGGGGGUCAUAUACUACUUUGCUCCCAUUCGGUACACCGCCACGACCACGGCCGCGACUCCCAGCGUGAAAGUCGAUCUUGCCUGUUCGGCUGUUCCGACGAAAGACUAG